Messenger RNA from Symbiodinium natans, 1026 nucleotides. The record is from the annotation of a GenBank genome assembly. Lineage: Eukaryota; Dinophyceae; Suessiales; Symbiodiniaceae.
AUGGUGCUGGAGCUUUUGCGUUGGAUCCGGCGCCAUCUCUCUCUGGGGGCCCUCCGUGAGCGCCUGCUUCCCGGCGCCGCGUCCGCAGAGGCCGAUGUGGAGAUGACGGCCGCAGACACUCCGGUGCGAUUACCCGGGCAGCUGGCGCUUUCACCACACGUCACGGUCAUCCCCCAGCGCCUGCGAGAUUUCUUGACCGCGGCGCUGAUCGCCGCGCUGCUGUUUUUCUCCACGGUCUUUCUGUCCAUCUUCGUGAUCAUGGAGUGGGCUUCGCGCCCUGACCAGCGUGGCUGGCUUCUGCUGGGCUUCGGCUUCUACAUUGUCAGCGCUAUGCAGCGCCUCUGGUCCACGAUGGUUCCGCUGUUCCGGAGCGUCAUGUCCAUCCGCGUGGAGAUCCGCCGCUUCGCCUCCGCCACGCUCUUCGAGGCCGUCACUGACUUCUUGGCCAAAGAAGCCGAGCGUCAGGGCCUCACUUGCAGCUGGGAUCAGGAAGCGCUGCAGGAGCACGACAAGCUGACGGGCAAGAUCCAGGUCAAGCUUCGCUUCUGGAGUUCGCAGGCGCGGACGAUGCGGAUUUCUGUGAGGAUACCCUCGGACCUGGAGUCCCCUGACCCGGAGCCACCGGAGAGUCUCGACAUGAAGGUCGAGUUCCUCCCUGGCGACGACAUCGUCUGCGGCCGGGACGCGCGCCUGGAGAGGCGGGAGAUCUUGAUCCUAAACGUGUACUCCAAUGAGAAGCGGGCACUGGCCGACAAGCGGCUUCUGGUUCGCUGGCUCGAGCACGCGUACGUGCAGUUCGUGAAGCCCAUCCAGGACGUGGUGAACGUGUACUCUCUGCAGGAGAGCAGUGCGGAUUGGGUGCCAGAAUGGAAGUUUGAGCGGGUGAAGACAUGCGCCUCGGAUGCAGCCUUGAACUCGUUGCCGCCGGGCUAUGGACAGAGCCGGGUGCCCCUGAAAUACGGGAUACACGUCCAAGUCUGCGUAACAGACCCCAUGCAUCAAGAUCCUGAAAGAAUGGUGCAUUGA